AUGCUAUUCUCAUUUCUGAUUUAUGCGGACAAUUUAACUGGAAUUUGUGUACCAAAGGAACAUAUAUUUUGGAGUCUACUUUUAUAGGAAUAUCCGACUGUCUAUUUCGCCCAUCCUUUUCCCAAUUUCACGAGGGAAGAGAAGCAACUUGGGAUGCCAAAGCGAAGAAGAAUAACUACCAGGACUGGACCGUUCCUAAUGAAGAUGGACCUUCGAAAGGUGGUCUUGGGCCUAGACUGGUCCAUGAAGACCCCUCCUUAGCCCCUCCCCAUGACGAUCCCGGUCUGAAGAAGGGACUGGGUUACGGUCUCGAUGAGGAAAUCGAGGUCGACGUCAGGGAAAUGGUACGAAAAUAUGAAGAUCACGACCUUGGAGAGGUUGCAGAUGGUCCGGAGAGACAAGUACCAGCGAUCAGACCCAACAUCAAGACAGAUCAAUCGGACAAUCAAUACCACCAAGAAUUAGAAGAGAACUUGGGUCCUUCCUUUCACCACGAAGAAUCCCAUGAAGUACGUGAUGAGGAACAAUAUGAGAAUCCAGCAUUCCAACCAGAAGACGACCUUCAAGAACCAGAGAAAUUUCAUCACGAAGAUCCGCCACCAGGCAACCGCAUGUCUCAUCAUAUCCAACGGCAACACUCUGACGCACUCCCUGCCCAACCUGCCUACGAAUUCGACGCCGCGGCUGCACGCGAGGCUUCAAAAUCCCAGUGGUCCGCCGAACGUCCAGGGGCUCCAUCGGUAAACGAACGGAGGCCACUGGACACCAUGCCAGCGGUUCCUGCCCGAGAGAUGACCGCUGCGCGCUGCGACCGCAAAAGCGGCGGUGACUACCGCUCUCGAAAGGCUUCGCUACCACCAGUUCCCGGCUACAACGGCGGUGACGACAUCGCCGCUCAGAAGAAGAAAGCGGCUGCCGAAGGUGCUGACCGGAGGAGCUGGAAAUCGAGGGCGCGGGGAAAUGGCAUGGUGGAUUACGUGGUUUCGAAGACGGGGUCGAAAGCGAAUCGGACUGUCGUGAUUCUUAUCGCUUCAGGUCUGCUCGCCAUUUUCAUCACCAUCCUGUUCAUGAUCAUCUAUUUCUCAACAGGAAAUAAGGCAUUGCCGACAGUGACAAUUCAACCAACUGAUGCACGACCAACCGAUACAGGAGGAUCCAUAGUCAUUGUUGGAGUAAACUUAGAUGCCACCGUUCGUCUGUCGAACCGGGCUUUCAUCCCUCAGUAUAAUAACGAUUUGUCACCUCAGUACAAAUCACUGGCUGACAAUUUUACCAACUCGAUGGACGACGUUUUCUAUGGAAGCGAUCUCGGUGACGUAUAUAACGGCACACACGUCAAUGGAUUUAGCUCUGGCAGCGUCAUCGUGGACUUCGUGAUCCGACUUCUCUCUCCACCCAUGACCGCCCCGGGAGACAUGACCACGCCAGCAGGGUCCAUCGAAGACCGACUCAAGAAGGUCGAGGAGGACGUCCAAGCUGCGGUCCAAGCCGUAAUUGAAGACGCCGCCGAUGAUGGUGGCCUGGACGAACUCGGUGUCGAUGCGACAUCAUUCGUUGUCACCGAUGUGGGGGUGGAUGUCCGCGUAAUAACUGAAGCGCCGACCACAAGUUCUCCUCCCGAAACAACGCAGAUACCGACAACACAGGGCCCCACAACAGAGAUACCGACAACAGAGAUACCGACAACACAGAGACCCACAACAGAGAUACCGACAACACAGAGACCGACAACAGAGAUACCGACAACACGGACUCCAGAUACCACCCCUCCUUCCAUUAAUUGUCCGGAGAGCGAAGUUUUCUACUUAGCAAAUGGUGAGUUUUCUGCGAAUGUCACUUGGCCUCCUAUCGACGCCACAGACGACUCAGGUCAGGUGACAGUUACGACGGAUAUGAGUGAAGGAUUGUGGGAUACCGGGGAUUAUACUGUGGUUGCCACGGCAACGGAUCCCGCGGGAAACUCCGCCGACUGCUCGUUCAAUAUUACAAUAAAAGCUCGUACGUGCCCGGCUGGUUGGUUGCGGAGGUCGAAUAGUUGCUAUCGUCUGGCUUGGUCCGAUCCCGUACCGUACGCGCAGGCCCUGCAGCUCUGCAGCGAGCUUGGAUCUUUCCCCUUCAUACCAAACGUAAGGGCCGAGUUCGAUUUCGUCGUUGAAUUCCUGGGCGAAGCCGACCUCGGCAUCCAGACCAUCUGGCUAGGGUGUGAUGAUACUAACAUGGAUGGGAAGUUCCUUUGCCUGGAUGGAAAACGCAUUCUCUUGCACAACCCUUGGUGGGCACCUGGUCAACCAGACUCAUACGAGACAGAGAACUGUUUAGUGUUGUUUCUUGGUGCUAUGAAUCUACACGACUAUCCUUGCACCUGGACCAAUCCUACCCUAUGCGAGAGAGACGCAGAAUAAUCGCCUAAACGGCUUUGACGUCUAGCCACGCAGAUCACUAUCAACAUAAAAGUACAUUGUCUAAGGAAAUCCCGACGUAUGGACGGACGAAACCUUUGGCAUUCGUCACCUACAUAUAAAAAGAAAACCAGGCCUAAAACAUGUACAAUAUACUGUAUAUCAUAAACUGCCUGCUGAAACAAAGACAA
This is a messenger RNA of Strongylocentrotus purpuratus (purple sea urchin), 2590 nucleotides long. RefSeq lists its product as uncharacterized. Lineage: Eukaryota; Metazoa; Echinodermata; Echinoidea; Camarodonta; Strongylocentrotidae. The record is from RefSeq and is a predicted model, not a curated record. The coding region runs from base 342 to 2402 and encodes 686 amino acids. The transcript is spliced from 13 exons.